This is a messenger RNA of Microbotryum saponariae, 6239 nucleotides long. NCBI's taxonomy places the organism in Eukaryota, Fungi, Basidiomycota, Microbotryomycetes, Microbotryales, Microbotryaceae. The record is from the annotation of a GenBank genome assembly.
AUGCCGACUCGUUCGCGUCGCUCGUUGGGAGCGGCCGAUGCCGUCGUCGCCGCGGAUUCGAAUUCGACCUCGAGCUCGACUGGGAUCGCUUCGACGAGCAAAGCCACCUCACCACCACCACCACCAUCAUCAACGCUUUCAACCGAGAAGGUUGAUGCCCCAACCUCUCGGAAAUCGUGCCGUGCGUCGCAUUCAGGUAGUGCGAUCGAUCAGAAACCGGUGGUCAAGCCCGAUCACGUCGUCCAACUCGAACCGACCUCGUCCGCAGCUCCGAUCGCGAGUACGUCGACUUCCUCCUUGGCUACAUCGUCGAAUGUGAAUGCCUCGACACCGAACACACCCUCGUUCGAGCUUUCGGUACCGUCCAUCUCGGCGACGGCCAGUCGUAAGCGUCGCAAGUCGGUCGCCUUCACCCGCGCAUCUGCUCCCACCUCCGCAUCGGCAUCUACAUCGCAGCCGCCUCCGAUCGCCUCGACGUCCGGUGCACCCCGCACCUACACCGAGGAGGAAAUAAAUGCCUGGAGGGCAACCGAGAUUGAGACCAAGUCGAACGAGGUCAGUGGUGUUCUGGAUCACGAGAUCUUUCGUCGAGUGCACCGUCGAGCUGACGCGCCCUUUCGUAUUUCGCGCGCUUCACGAACCAGCUCGCCGAGAUUGUGAACCGGCACGACGACUGCGUACGAGAGCUGUUCCAUCUCGAUCGAUUCGUUACUUUGGUGGGGUUUGAUCCCGCAGUCGCGAAACGUGAGUCUCCUACCGCUCUUUUGUUCCCCUCCGUCGACCGGCUUUCCUCGUAGGCGCUCACCACCCAUGCCCCACUUGCUCGACACACGUAGAGGACAAAUCGGACGUAUUCCUAACGUUCCAAUACGACUAUGACCUCUUCACUCACGCCACCCCCGAAGCCGAGGGGACUCGACGAGGGCGCAGGGCCACUCGACGCGCUGCGAACGAUGCCAAAGCCAGCUCGAUCGGCGUGCCCGUCGUCGAAGCACAAGUAGCAGAAGAGGCGGCCGAGGUCGUACAGCCAACUUCGACUUCGACUGCAGCGACAAGUAGCUCUUCUCGAAGACGCACCUCGUUCGGUCACAAGGGCAAGGGCAAGGCCAAGGAAGAGAUCGUCGAGGAUGAUGCGGCGAUGCUGUGGCAGGCGUCGGAACUCGAGCAGUUGCCCGAGGAGGUCGUCGUCGCACCCUUCGAGGAGCCCGUGGAGGAACCGGAGCCGGAACGCGAGCUGCAUCUCAUUCUCAAUUCCACUGCGCAGAGGGAGUAUCUCAAAUUGCAAGCGCAGAACGAGGUCAAGCGUUCAGGGAGGAGGUCAAGCUCAUCUCAUGACAAGAGCAAAGGCAGAGCGAUGCAAGUCGACGGGGAAAAGCUGCCCGCCUUUGACGAGGAGCUCUGGGAGGACGAACCCGUCGUCGAUAACUCGAUUCCAGCUUCGUUCUGGCCUCAGAAUCGACCCCUGCAAUUUGGGGAUGCUCGUCUAAAGAUUCCGCCGUUGCAAUUUUCCACCCUGGCCGAACUACGACAGACGAGCGACUUCCCACUGCCGCGUCGAUCGCGCCCGGACAAACGACCCAAGUACUAUCACGGUGAAGAACGGACCGUCUACACGCACCAUCAACAAUUGCCCUUGCCCCGGCCCCAUGACGGCUCGCUGGAUACGAUGCUCUCUCGCUUCUACUUUUGGACCGAGGACAAGAUUGUGCAACCGCCUCCCGCCGAAGGCGAUAUCGAAGCGAGGGCCUCCCACGAAGCCGCGGUCCUGCUUGAGGCGGAUCGCGUACGAGCCGAACACGGGGUCCUCCACAAUCCGGAUCUGACCAAAUCGGUCGAAGCGAAACGCGAACGAGAUCAUCAAGAGAAUUUGGUCGACCACGCGAUCUAUUUCAGCAAACUCGUACACGACGAACGCAAAGCCCAUAUCGUUUUGGCCAAGAAGGUGGGCAAGAUGGUUUUGGCGCAUUUCGAUCGGCUCAAGAACAAGGGGUCGAUCGAGACCAAGGAAGAAGCGAAGCAUAAGAAGGCGUUGGCGAGAUGGACGAUGCGCGAGGUACGACGCAAAUGGAAGUUGGCGAUUGAUGUGAUCAAGGCGAGGAGGAAGGCCGCGGUGAGGGAGGAGAAGGAACGGUUGGGCAAGGAACAGCUGAACAAGAUGUUGGACAAGUCGACGACGAUGUUGCAGGCUCAACAAAUGGAGAUGGCGGGGGAAGAGGAGGAAGAGGAAGGGGAAGGGGAAAAUGGUUCUUCGGCGGAGGAAUCCAGCGACGAGGAGGGGAGUGAGGAGGAGGGGAGCGACGAAGCGGACGAAGGGAAUGUGGAACAGGAGGUAGAAGAGCAAGGAACGGAGGCAGAAGAUGAGGCAGAAUCAAGUGCUCCCGCAUCGGACGAUGCAUCAUCAGAAUCUGCAACACCUCCGACCGUCGCCCGAAGCAGACGCCUCACGAAUGGACGCCGAAACGCACCCCAGCGAGCGCGCUCACGGCUCUCCGUCUCGGUCACACCCCUCGAUCUGCAAGAUGACGAAGCCGAUGCCGACCCGGAUCUCUCUGCCGACGCCGAUGUCUUUGAAGGGGACGAUGACGAAGCUCGAGAGGAGGAGGACGCGCACUUGAUGGCCGAGAUGGAAGCUGAGGAUGAAGAUGACGAUGAUGAUAGUGAGCUUGGAGGAUUGGCAGAGGAGGCGGACAUGCCGAUCGAGGAGUUGCUCAGGCGGUCGGGCUACGCGGCGAUGGUUCAGGCUGAGCAAGAGGGUACCGGAGAUGAAGGUGACGCUGCGGAAGAGGUUGCGGAGACAGACGAAGCAGGGGCUGAAGCUCAAGACGAGGACGUCUCGAUGAUAGACGACGCUUCGGUCGCUGCCAAAGACGAGGAGGCCACGCCACUCACCGCCGAAGAAGUCGAAGCGGAGGCCAUGUCCGAGUUUGGGUCUGACAAGGUCGACGAUGAGCGGGAAGACGAAGACGAACGACUGAUGCGAGCUAUGGAAGAGGACGAGGAAGAUGCUGGAUCGGACGAUAGUGAGAUGGAUGGGCUGGUCGACGACGCCGAACUGCCGAUCGAGGAGUUGAUGCGCAAGUAUGGGUACGGGAAUGGAAACGGAAACGGCGAGGUCAAUGGAACCGAUACCUCGACGCGCGAAGCCAGCUCUGUCGGCGAUACCGAGGAUGAGCCACGCGUAAAUGGCCACGAUCAAGACACCGCCGAGACCGAGGAAGAGCGGGAGGAAGAGGACGAGGAAGCAGAGGAAGAGCAUCAAAGCCAAGAUGAAGCCGAAGAAGAGACGCUGCUGAAUGGCAAGAAGCAAAACGAGGCCGAAGAUGGGGUUGCAGAUAAGGACACGAUCGUUCUGCGACCGCCGUUCCUCUUGCGAGGCUCUCUUCGACCGUACCAGCAAGCGGGCCUCGAAUGGCUCGCUAGCCUGUAUGCUAAUGGAGUCAAUGGGUAAGCACAGCGACUCCUAUUAUACGAGUGAUUAUUAGGCAUAUUUGAGCUGACUCGAGAUAUCGUCUGCAGAAUCCUGGCCGAUGAAAUGGGUCUGGGCAAAACGGUGAGCACCGACGUUGUUCGCCUUCACCAUGAAUGGGAGCUCAUCGCUUUCACCUUCGACCUCCACAGAUCCAAACCAUCUCGUUGCUGGCUCACCUCGCCUGUGAUCGCGGACAAUGGGGACCUCAUCUCGUCGUCGUCCCGACCAGUGUCAUGCUCAACUGGGAGAUGGAGUUCAAAAAGUUUCUCCCCGGCUUCAAGAUCCUGACCUACUACGGCAACCAAAAGGAACGCAAGGACAAGCGCAAGGGCUGGAGCACCGAAAAUUCGUUCCACGUCUGCGUUACGUCGUAUCAACUCGUGCUCGCCGAUCAACACGUGUUCCGACGCAAGCCAUGGCAAUACAUGAUCCUUGAUGAGGCCCAUCACAUCAAGAACUUUCGCUCCCAGCGAUGGCAGACUUUGCUCGGCUUCAACGCUCGUCAUCGGUUGUUGUUGACCGGCACACCUCUGCAGAACAACUUGAUGGAACUCGUGAGUGGAAAUUUCUCUGGUCAGACUCGAGAGUGCUCCUGAGCUUUAGCGGUACCCUUCACAGUGGUCCCUGCUCUACUUCCUCAUGCCCCACGGCCUCAUGCAAGAUGGUAAAGGCCCAUUUGCAGACCACUCCGACUUUCAGGCUUGGUUCUCGAACCCGAUGGAAAAGGCGAUUGAGAACGGCGAGGUGAUGGACGAGGAAACGAAAGCGACCGUCAACAAGCUGCACACCGUAUUGCGACCGUACCUCCUGCGCCGCCUCAAAGCCGAGGUCGAGACGCAGAUGCCGGGCAAGACCGAGUCCAUCAUCUACUGCCGCAUGUCCAAACGCCAGCGCUUCCUCUACGAUGAUUUCAUGAGUCGAUCCCAAACUCGCGAGACGCUCGGCUCCGGCCACUUUCUCAGCAUCAUCAACUGUUUGAUGCAGCUGCGCAAGGUGUGCAACCACCCAGAUUUGUUUGAGACGCGCCCCAUCGUCACGUCGUACCAACAGCGCCGGUCGAUCGCGAACGAGUAUGAACCGACCGAACUGCUCAUUCGCAAGCGCCUACUCGCCGAGGAGCCGAUCUCCAAAAUCGACUGGGCGACCUUGACCUUAAUCCAACCGAUGAACGAGACGUCAAUGUCGACCGUCGCGGGUUCAUCGCUGCAGCGUCUCGACGCCUCGCCGCUCAUGCACUCGUUGCAUGAGCCUCCCGUCGACUUUGACCCCACCGCCGAACCGCCAAGAGACACGCUGACGGUCGCGGGGUGGCGUCGUUAUUACGACUGGCAACGGCAUGCCGCCGCUUUUGCUCGCCUCGACCGCCUCGCCGCCAUCAAUGCUCGACGUGUAAAAACCGCCGGCCCUUACAUCGGUGCCGACCUGAUCCACGUCGUCAGUGAAGUCGAGCGCCAAUCGACGCUGUACCCGACCGAUUACGAAGGUGGUGAUCCGCGCUCUGCUCUCGAGCGUUCGACAAUCCUGCCCCACUUGAUCCACUCGCGACUGCAGCGCUCCGAGAUGCUCGACAAGACGAUCGACACCUUUGCGUUCGUGACGCCCAAGGUCCGAGUCGUCGAUAUCGAGCGUCACGCUCUCGCCGGUGCGACGCAGGACGAUGUCGAAGAUUUCGAAUGGAAUGCGCUCGCGGACGUAAUCCAACCCGCAGCGGGGAAGCUCUCGAUAGCUUUCCCCGAUCGCUCGUUGCUGCAGUACGAUUGCGGCAAGCUGCAAAAGCUUGAUGAGCUAUUGCGUGAAUGCAAAGCCGGUGGUCAUCGCGUGCUCAUCUUUACGCAAAUGACCAAAGUGCUCGACAUCCUCGAAGAGUUCCUCUCCUUCCAUGGGCAUCGAUACCUUCGCCUCGACGGCUCGACCAAGAUUGAGCAAAGGCAGAUCAUCACCGAGCGUUUCAACUCGAACGACAAGAUCCUGUGCUUUAUCUCGUCCACACGUGCGGGUGGUCUCGGGAUCAACCUUCAGGGUGCUGAUACGGUCAUCUUUUACGACUCGGAUUGGAACCCUGCACUCGAUCGACAGUGCCAGGAUCGUGCGCAUCGUAUCGGUCAAACGCGCGAGGUGCGCAUUUGGCGAUUCGUGACUGAGCAUUCGUGAGUGGGCCCUGGUCUCUACGGUGAACGAUCAUGAAAUAGUUUCUGACCCCUCUGGACUCUUUGCGCACAGCAUCGAGGAGAACAUGCUCAAGAAGGCGAACCAGAAGCGUCGUUUGGACGAAAUGGUUAUCUCGGACGGCGAGUUUACGACCGACUAUCUACAGCGUCUCGAUUGGCGCGAUUAUCUCGACGAGAACCAGCUCGAAGAGCUCGGGGUAGACGCCGACGCCGAUCCGACCCAGGGUGGAGGUCCGGUACAGACCGAAGCUGAGAUCCGACAGGCUUUGGCAGCAGCGGAGGACGUCGAAGAUGCGGCGGCGGCGAGGGCGGCGAUCACGGAGUUGCAGGUCGAUCAGAGCGAUUUCAGCAACGAGGCUGUGGCUGCACCUACGACGGUCAACCAUCCUAGCUUGGAAAGUGUGAAUGGAGGGCGCGCUGAAGGGUCAGCGACGCCAUUGGGAAGCAGGGCCGAGUCCCCUGCUUUGGGGGUGGGACCGAAUGGGGACAUCGAGAUGGCUGCGGCGGCGGUCGAGUACGACCAACCGGUCGAUCCUUUGGCCGGUACGAUCGAUGGUUACAUGGUCAACUUUGUAGAACGUAACUUUGAACUGUUUGUUUGA